CGGGGGAGUUGGGAAGAUGGCGGCCGGGCCGUUGCGCUCUCCCACGGGCUGGGGGCGGUCAGCGCGCUCCUAGCACUUAGACCGACGGGGAGGGUCGGCUGUCAUUGCCGCCAUCGCCACCAUGUCGGAGCCGGGCCACCUGGGGAUAAAGCGGGCCGAAUCGGCGAGGCUUCGUCGGGCGGAGCAGCUGAAGCGCUGGAAAGGCUCUUUGACCGAACUGGAGCCGGUGACUCCCGCCCGGAGCCGGCACCGCGGUGGGGGCCGUGUGCGCUUCGAGGACGGCGCCGUCUUUCUGGCCGCCUGCUCCAGCGGAGACACCGAGGAGGUGAAGCGCCUGCUGGCCCGCGGAGCCCGCCUUAACACGGCCAACGUAGACGGGCUGACAGCGCUACAUCAGGCCUGUAUAGAUGAAAACCUGGACAUGGUAAAAUUUCUGGUAGAAUAUGGAGCCAAUGUAAAUCAGCAAGAUAACGAGGGGUGGACCCCACUUCAUGCAGUUGCAUCUUGUGGCUAUCUGAACAUAGCAGAGUACUUGAUAAAUCAUGGGGCCAAUGUUGCUGCUGUGAACAGUGAAGGUGAAGUCCCAGCUGACCUUGCAGAGGAAGCAGCCAUGAAAGAUUUGCUUUUGGAACAAGUAAAGAAACAGGGGGUGGAUCUUGAUCAGGCCAGAAAAGCAGAAGAACAACAAAUGUUGCAGGAUGCCAGACAGUGGCUAAAUAGAAGGAAAAUUGAAGAGAGAAAGCACCCUCGAACAGGGGCUACUGCUCUCCAUGUAGCUUCAGCUAAAGGCUACUGUGAGGUGAUGAGACUCUUGAUCCAAGCUGGGUUUAAUGUAAAUGUUCAGGACAAUGAUGGAUGGACACCACUUCAUGCUGCUGCACACUGGGGGGUGAAAGAAGCUUGCACUAUCUUGGCUGAAGCACUCUGUGAUAUGGACAUCAGGAACAAACUGGGUCAAACACCAUUUGAUGUUGCUGAUGAAGGAUUGGUUGAACACUUAGAGAUGCUGCAGAAGAAACAGAAUAUGCUGCGUAGUGAAGAAUCAAACAAAUUAAUUGAAGCUGAUAUGAAUGGUAAAGUUCAAAGUGGACUUUUCAAAAACAAAGAGAAGAUUAUUUAUGAAGCAGAUACUCUGAAAUCGUUAGAGACUGAGGAAGAGAACAAGGAAUCUAGUAGUUCCAGCUCUGAGGAAGAGGAAGAAGCUGAAGAAGAUGAAGUUUCAGAGUCAGAUACUGAAAAGGAGGCAGAGAGCAAAGAAGAGUCUAUUGCAAACCAUUCCAAUCAUGAAUCCAGAAUUCUCAUCACAGAACAAAUACCACCCCCAGAACAUAACACUUUUACUAUGGCUCCUGCUCGAAAAUGUAGUUCAUUGCUCAACAAGCCUGAAGAACAAAAAGAUGAAUCACCAUCAUCAUGGAGGCUAAGCUUGCGGAAAACUAGCAGCCAAAAUGCACUUAGUGAAGACAGCAUGCCCUGUGACACUCUCAAAGAGAAAGGCAGCUCCAUCUAUUACUCUUCUUCAACCCCUCGGAUAUCUGCACUAUUAGAUAACCAAGAGAAGGACAAGGAUAAUAGAAUCUAUUUUGCUUCAAUAUCCCCUCGAAGAUUAAAUAAUACAGGUGACAUUGAAGAAAAGGAAAACCGAGAAUCUGCUGUAAACUUGGUACGGAGUGGUCCUUACUCUCGCCAACAAUGGAGGGAGGAACCAAAGGGGAAUGAAACCCCUACAACUGGUGCACCUUCCACCUACAUAUCUACCUAUAUGAAAAGUGCUUCAUUUGGUAGAAGUAGUGAAAUCAGCAGUCCCUACAUUUCAGCUAAUCGCAAUGCAUUUUCUACUACCUCAUCUUCUAUUCUUGAUUCAUCUACCUCAUUGGGCACAGAGUGGCAGAUUGCCCCUUGCCCAGCAUCUACCAGGUUUAACACUACAACUUCAGUUUACCAGUCUACCAGAGCCCCUUACCGACAACAAAGUGACUCUACCACAGAGAAGAGCACAGAGGCCGUCUCUUCUAGCAUUCCAUUAAGUGUCAUAACAAAUCUCACGGUACCUGGAAGUUCCAAUGGUGUCACAACUACUAAUUCUAACUCACUGACUGGAAUAGAAUCAUCUACUGGUGAUGCCAGGGAUCGAAGGAGGUCCUAUCUGACACCUGUAAGAGAUGAAGAAGCAGAAUCUCUAAGGAAAGCUCGAUCCAGGCAAGCUCGUCAGACUCGCAGAUCUACCCAGGGUAUAACACUUACAGAUCUGCAGGAGGCAGAGAGAACUUUUAGCCGGUCUCGUGCAGAGCGGCUUAUUCAGGAACAGCCAAGUGAAAGGUCAGACAGGCUCAGAGAUAGUGAGGAAAGUGGUGGAAAACAAGAAGAUAUUGCCGGAAGAGAAUCCAGGGAGGUCAACUCACCAUGGACUAGAAACUUGGAUGAAGAGUCUUCUGGUCGUCGAUUGAGAUACCUAGCACAACAAGACAAACCUACAACUGCUGUCUCUCCUUCAUUAACUUCCAGUCUUUAUUCAAGUUCUCACAUGCCUAAGACAAGUAGAUUUGUAUCUUCUGAUUCAUUGAGCUCAGCAGAUUACCAAAGCACAUCAGCUGGCAACAUGGAGAAAAAUGAAUACGAAGAUCAGGACCUGGAUGACAGAACUUCAAACAAGCAGUCAGUAAGAGAGAGAAGGCGACCAAAAGAGAGACGGAGAGGCACUGGAAUCUCUUUUUUUACAAAGGAUGAUGAAGAAAUGGAUGGUACUGAAGAAGUAACGGAGGACAAGCAUGAAAGACUCUCCAGGCUGGAUUCAGCAAGUUCAGGCACUGGCACUAGUGAUACCUACAGUGAUCGACCCUCAGGCCGCACCAGUGCCUACACCAGAAGAGCCGCUCUCAGCAGCAGAACAGAAGAUGAUAGUAGCAAGGAUUAUAAAAAGCUCUAUGAGAGUGCCCUGUCUGAAAAUCAGAAACUGAAAUCUAAACUGCAAGAUGCCCAGGCAGAACUCGCAGAUAUUAAGUCAAAAAUGGACAAACUAACUCAGCAGAAACAGGAGAAAACUUCAGAUCGUUCAAGUAUGCUUGAGAUGGAAAAAAGGGAAAAACGAGUCCUCGAACGGAAGCUUUCUGAAAUGGAAGAAGAGAUGAAGAACCUUCACCAGCUCAAACAGAUUCACACUUUGAGGCAGAUGAAUGAGCAACUGCUGGCCGAAAACAGGGCUUUGACCCGGGUGGUAGCCAGGCUCUCGCAAUCCGCUGAGCCCCCAGAGUCAGAAGAGCUAUAGCACCUCCCCUUCCAGUUGAUCUCACCUCUCCUUCCAUUCUUCCAGGUUUUGACAGAGCUGAAGUCAGACAAUCAGCGGCUGAAAGAUGAGAAUGGAGCACUCAUCCGAGUCAUCAGUAAACUCUCAAAGUAGCAUAUUGAACAAAGGAUGGGCAGAAAGAGGAGAUUUCUGUGCACAAGCUGCCAACCCUGCCACCGACUUCCGAUCUUCCAGUUGAAAGAACUGCUGGCAAUUUAGCCAUGGAGCAGUUGGCAACACACGCAGCUCCUUGCACUUGCUGGGCAUCUUUAUUUUGCACAGUGCUUACCCCACCCCUUUCUUCUAAAAGCAUGCCUCACCACAAGUUUAUUAUUUUUACAGUAUUGAAGUAAUUUAUUCAAAGGGACAAAGAGUGAUUGGCACUGUCUGAACUACUCAAACCAUCUGCUGUAAACCCAAUAUGCAUCCAACCUUAAUCUGAUGUAAAGACGUAUCUACUGUAACAAGUGAUAUAGAAGUGACUAUAGUGUCGAUCGAACAUGUCUUAAGAUACUGUCAUGGAAUAGGGAGUGAAAUGGAAUUAUUCUUCCUUCUGGAAUUUGGGAGUCUGCAGUCUGUGAAAAGUUUGUUGGCUUAUUUCUUUUUGGGAGUCUCAUAAUGGUGUCUUGCCUUGGAAAUCAUAUUCUACAUAUCUCUCAGUACUUGACUGAUUUAUUUAAUGUUAGAUUUGAAAUCAGUUUAAUAUUGGGGCCCAGUAAAUUGUUUUCUCCUUUUCAUCUUUCCUCAAUAUGCUUCCUACUGGGUUUUUUCCAUGGUUGCUUUCUCUAGGACUGUUUAAUAGAUGAUUACACCUUAUAACUGUCACAUUCUUUAGCAUUCUUUUUUUUUCAAGCAUUCUGGCAGAAGGACAUCCAACAGCAAAAAAUUGCUUCAGGUGGAUUUCCACUUGUAUAAAAUAUCCAUGCAGGAUAUAUCUCUGCAUAAGAUUUCAGCAUAUCUUUUUAUAAGCAAAAUGAUUCAUUUACCAGUGAAGUAAUAACAUUGCAUAAAAAUCAGGGCAAAUAAGUUGGAUUUAAGAUAAUGUUCAUUAGGUGCAAAAUUGAAAACACAAAAGUGUUUUCAGAGUUUAAAGUGGAAGAAGGCUAGUGCCUAGAGGUGAUUAGUUUUGUGCAAAAUGCUGUCUCAAGCCUUGGUGAAAAACCUUGAUAAAAAUUAUGCUACUAAUAUUUGAGAAGUUUAAUGCAAUGUUUCAUUUGCACAGUUGUAAACAUAAAUGCACUUGUCUUUAAUAUCAAUAGUAAGAUCAGUAGCACUCACACUCUGGUUUCUGGUCAUGCUGGAAAUGAAUGCAUUAACUUUUAUAGAUUCUCAGAAUACUAGCGGCUUCAGAGACUGUGCUUCUCUGGUUAUAUCAAUGAGAUUUCACCUGCAGCACUUGAUAUAUUUUUACAAAUCCUGACCAAUGCUUUUCUUUUCUUUCUUCCUUUGUAUUCCAAAGCAUGAUGUCACAUUUUAAAGCUAUACUUUUUGGUCUGGAUUUAGUCAGUUUCCACAAUUGAUUAGAGCAGAGUCUUUGGGAUUUAAGAAAAGCAGCUUAUACAUAGAUACAAGUAAGCAGUAGUACUUCAGACCUUUUUGCCAUCCUUGCUCAAUGGUGAAAACAAUACGGCUUUUUUUAAUCUAUUGUGGACUACUAUAACAAAGAGGUGACUGAUCUUUUCUCUUUCAUCUUUUUGUUCAGUACCCUCAUGUAUUAUUCUUGCUUUUAUUGGCUACAAAGAAAUGCAGAAAUCUGUUAAGAGCCAGGAGUUGCCACCUAUGAGCUGACUAAUUCAGAUAUUGGUUGUCUGAUGUAGUGAUCAGUGCAUUCACAAUACUUAGAGCUUUCUAAUUUAGCUCUGAGACUCUCAGCAGCCCUUUGGUUUCCUCUGUCCUCCUUUUUGGGAACUUUGGAUAUUGUUCAGAUUUCAAGGUGUGUCUAAAAAAUUAUAUGUGAAAUUUAAAUACAUUUUGUCAUUGUAAUGAAUUUUAUUCAUAAUAUUGCUUUUCUACUGCCUAACUUAUUUCAGCCCCACACAGGAUUGUAAAGGGAUAUGAACAAAAUAUUUUUAAUUGGCCCUGUCAAACUCUUACCAUAAGCAGUCAUGGAAAUGAAAAGAAAAAAAAAGAAUCAUUCUGUAAGAGUUCCUGAAUAGUACUAUUGUUAUUUUAUGCCUGGAAUAUAGUAACUUAAACCAAUCUUAGUUUUAAUAUCCAGAAAUCUAAGGACAAAUAUAAAUAAGGCCUACUAUGAAGAAUUGUGCCCUAUCUUGUCAAGAGUUGGAAUUAGAUCAAAUUGAAUUUUGCCUAGAAUUGUCUGAGCUGAUUAAUCAUGACACAAUCCAAUAUGCUCACCUCUUUUUUUCUUUUUUCUUUUUUUGUGGUCAUAGGGGGCAAUGGGGUGAAAACAGAUUAUUCCUUAGGAUGUAAUUAAGGUGAAUGGCAACAAUCAACAUCUUAACAUUUUAGACCUAAAUCUAGUUUUCUUAUAGGAUUUCAAACCAUCUUCAAACUGUUAAAUGAACUCAUUUUUAUCCUGAGGCAAAGAAAAUCUUAGUCCAGUUUUAAAAGCUGAAAUAUGAAUGAGAUUUGUUCCUUCUCUCAAAAAAAGGAAAAUCUUGAAUGGAAGUUACUUAUUUCAUUUGAAUUAAACAAUAUAACUACCAAUUCCAGAACUAGUAUAUGUUUUAAUAUCUUAUUUUAAAAUUUUCAUUUGAAACCAGGAAGUAUUUUCAAGAAACUUCCUGAUUUAAUGAAGGGCUGAAUGUGUAGAUAGGCAAAAAGCAUAUUCAUGUUUAAAUCAAAUUAUUUUAAGUUUUUUAUGUGAUCAAGUAAACUUGCCUGAAGAAUUCAGGACUCCUCCUUGUUUUUAAAGGAUAUCAAGAAUGAAAAUACUAUUCCCUUCACUGGUUAUUGCUCUGACCCAAUUAAGUUUAGAUUUAGAUGAAUGUUCUAUUUUAAUUGUUCAGGCAGCUAAAAUGUUCUCUGCAUAAGCUGCAUAUGAUAGAGGAGAAUGGUUGAAAGUUUAGUCUGUGACGUGAAAGCUUUCAAGCUUGUGGAUGAUAGAAGUUUUUAUUUAAAAUGGGAAAUGAAUGGUUCUGUUUUGGUUCUUGUUCCUGAAAGCUUUCACCAAUGAAUUUUUCCAUUUCUUAAGAUUUUAAAAAUCCUUGUGCAAGUGCUUUAAGAAGCAUAAGAAGAAGCACAAUUUUAUUCCUUGCAAAUGGGGAAGUUCAGUGGGAUUUGUCUAGUAAGAAUUAAAUUUCAUAUGAAACUAGAGGUACUACAUGUUAAAAGAACUAAGUAUAGGAAAACAAACAGGGAAGAAAGUCUUAAUAGCCAUUUAGUGAUAGAUUGGUUUACUUUACGAGAAGGCUCUCUUCCUAGUAAUAUGGAUAAACUGCUCAUAGAACAGAAAAGGGUGAGGGAAAGACAGAGGUACGUAGGUGCAAGAACAAGUAUAUAUGAGUACAUUUGAAUUUAGAAAAGUUUAUUUAGUAUUUAUUUGUUUCUGCCCAUAUUGCUUUACUGUUAAUGGAAAUAAUUCAUGGAUGAAAUCUGGAUGAUCAGGGAGCAUUAGAUGAAUCUAACUUGAUUAUUUUCCAAUGCAUAUGCACUCGAUUUUUACUAUUGGAAGCUAGUGCAGAGUCAUUGAUAUAUCACUUUCUUCUUUUUCCUUAAGGGAUGUUUAUAUUAAUAAUUACCAUUUAAAACACUUAUUCCCAUGGAAUAAUUCAAAGUAUAAGGCUAAUCAUGUUGCUGUUUGCUGAUAAAGCAUUAAAUAUAAAUUAAAUACAACCCCUUGACUAUCACUGAUAUAUAAAGAUUAAGGUUUGUUAUUUCUUAGGACAAAAAUGAGAUACCUAUGGCCCUUCAAAUGUUCCUGAAAUCUCAGUUUCCCUUACCAUUGAACAUGAUGGUUGAGACUUCUAUAGUUCAGUAAUUUCAGGAGCCUUCACUUCCCCCAUUCCUGGUUUAGACUAAAGUUAACAUUUGUCCCUAACUGAAUGAUAUAAAUGUAAAGAAAAAUGUAAAGUAUAUAUCCCUUCUGGGACAUCUAAGCAAUUCCCCAGCCAUUAAAAUAUUUUGUUAUUGUGAAGAGCAAAAUGUAAUCCUUUGCCCCCAUUUAAACCUGAUCCAUUGGGUCGUCAAGUUCUCCUUUCAAAUUACUAGGAUACGAAAAGUAACCAAAACCUCCCUCAAAUUGUGAAUAGUUUGAGGAAGAGUGCCCCAGUGUAGAGUACAUCAGGAAGACUUCCACAGUGUAUAUGCAGAUGUGUCUCAACACAUCCCUUUCAAUUCUAGUGCUUACCAGAACCUAAAAAUGAACUUGUUUUGACAGGAUUUUUCGCAAGCAAAUUGAAUGUCCUGUCACAAAGAAUGUACUUCAUCCUUGUCCACUCUAAUAUAUGCGUUUUUAUGAAGUUCCUCAGUUUUGGUACAACAGGCUUCAUUUUCACGAUCUUUGACCUUCCAGCUCCACUCCGCCUGCUGCCAUAUUAGCUGACCUGGGAGAGAAGCUUAUGACUUAGGGAUAUUAAACAUGGGAAGCAGAAGGUCUGUAUCUCAAAGGCAACUGUAAUAUCUUUGUUUCAAGCUUUCAGUUUCCCAGGGCUUUUUCUUUGAAUGGUGUGUUUCGAUCACAUUUAUUCUGUGUUUGAAAUCUUUUUGUGUGAUUCUACUAGAGGCAGCAUGUUCCAAGAAGAGUUUGUUUUUGUUUUUUUACCAAGAUUACUUCUUAGCAAACUUACUGAUAAAUUCAUCCAUUCCCCAAGAUUCCUUUAUUUCUUGGGGCAAGUUGUACUCUGGGUGAACAUAACUUUGUAGGUUCUUGAGCCAACAGAAGGGUUAAAAUCUGCUGUGUAUCUUUCCACUCCUGACUGUUUAGUAUAUAAUAUUGAGGAAAGUCAAAAUCCCUUCCUGUAAAAACUAUUCCUGAAAAAAGAACAGCAUCCUACUGUUGGCUCAUUAACUUCCCACAUGCAAAUAUUCUAAGUGUUAUCUGUUUUUAAAAAACCUUUUACAGCUUUUUGUAAAUAACUAAUUGGAGAAAAGAGUGGCUUGUGUGUGAAGGAAGAGAAUGUAUUUUUAUGCAACUUUUUUUGAGUGGCCUUCCAAAUUUUGAGAUGAAUGUUUUUGUUUUCCUGAUUGUUACAUAGUAUUCUAAGUAUUAUAUGUUUGAAAGUUUGGGAAUAAUAUUCACAUCUAUAAUGCUUGUAAACACAACAGUAUUUAUAAAUGAAUAAAACAAAUGCUUUGA
Messenger RNA from Ahaetulla prasina, 8540 nucleotides. RefSeq names its product protein phosphatase 1 regulatory subunit 12B (gene PPP1R12B). Gene Ontology annotation, cellular component: A band; Z disc; cytoplasm. NCBI's taxonomy places the organism in Eukaryota, Metazoa, Chordata, Lepidosauria, Squamata, Colubridae. The coding region runs from base 122 to 3265 and encodes 1047 amino acids. The record is from RefSeq and is a predicted model, not a curated record. Gene Ontology annotation, biological process: signal transduction. The transcript is spliced from 26 exons. Gene Ontology annotation, molecular function: enzyme inhibitor activity; phosphatase regulator activity; protein kinase binding.